This is a messenger RNA of Medicago truncatula (barrel medic), 1990 nucleotides long. RefSeq names its product zinc finger MYM-type protein 1-like. Bases 761 to 1696 code for a protein of 311 amino acids. The transcript is spliced from 2 exons. The record is from RefSeq and is a predicted model, not a curated record. Lineage: Eukaryota; Viridiplantae; Streptophyta; Magnoliopsida; Fabales; Fabaceae. Gene Ontology annotation, molecular function: protein dimerization activity.
CACUACUGCUAGCAAUUUCUAAAAUAUCAAACAAUCCCACCCAGUAGCCCAACUGCCCAAUCCCAAGGCCCAGCUAACACAAUUCUGAUUUACACCAACACAACACAGGUCCCGCCAUCCACAAUUUACAAUCACGGUUUCUUUCUUUCUUUCUCACAGUGAACAAACAAACUCCCUCUCUGUUUCAACCACAUCAAAAAAUCAACCACAUCCACAUCCUUGUUUUAAAAUAAAACUUCCUCUUCCUUGUUUCUUGUGUCUCUAAUCUUCUCAUUCCUUUUUUUUUUUUUUUCUCUCUUCCUCCAUUCAUGGUGAUCUAAGAGUAAACAUUCAAUGAAGAGAUUUUACAAACCAAUUUCAGAAUCAGAACAAUCAUCAACUUCUAAUCCUAAUCCUCAAACACUUGAUGAAUGUGAAAGUAUACAAUUGGGUCCACCUUUGAAAAAAAGAUGGUUAGAAUUGGAUUUGGGAAGGCUUCCUAGUGAUCCUAGGUUGAGGCCAAGACUUUUAGAUUAUCAUCCAAGUGAUAGAGAAAAAAUUAGGAGAUACUAUUUUCAAAAGGGCCCUUGUCAACCAAGAGAGAUUAAUUUUCCACUUACAAAAUUUGGAGAUUCCUCUAGUAAGUUUAAUUUGGAAUGGUAUUCAAAAUAUGGCGGUUGGUUGGAAUAUAGUCAAAAGGAAGAUGCAGCAUAUUGCUUAUGUUGUUAUCUCAUGAGAUCACAUCUUAAAGAACAUAGAGGUAGUUUCUUUAUUCUCUUCUAUGAUUGAUGUGCUUGACAUGAUCGAGGAAGAUGGAACAAGCUCGGAGCAAAGAGGUGACGCAAAACUUUUUUUGAAAUGUAUGCAAUCUUUUGAAUUUAUUUUCAUCUUGCACUUGAUGAAAAAAGUUUUGUCAAUUACUCAUGAGUUAUCUCAAGCACUACAAAGAAGUGAUCAAGAUAUUGUUAAUGCCAUGAAAUUAGUCAAAAUGUCCAAACAAAAGUUACAAACUAUAAGGGAUAGUGGUUGGGAUUCUUUGUUCAAUGAAGUUUCAUUGUUUUGUGAACAUCAUGAAGUUGUCAUCCCAAAUAUGGAUGAUACCUAUCAAACAUUUAAAAAGUCAAAACGCAACUCAGAGAAAGUUUCUAACUUACAUUACUUUCAAGUUCAAUUCUUCUAUCAAGUGAUUGAUCGACAACUUCAAGAGUUGAAUAAUCAUUUUUCAGAAGUGAAUACUGAGUUGCUUCUUUGUGUAGCUUGUUUAAACCCAAGAGAUAGUUUUUCUGCAUUUGAUAAGAAGAAUUUGAUUCGUUUAGCUGAAUUUUAUCCUUCAGAAUUUUCUCCUGUUCAACUUUUGGAACUAGAUUCUCAACUUGAAAAUUAUAUUGUAGAUGUAUGCUCUGAAGAUGCAUUUUAUGAAUUAGAGGGGAUUGGUGAUUUGAGUAUAAAGAUGGUGGAGACAAGGAGACAUAUUGUGUAUCCGUUGGUAUAUUUGCUUUUACAGUUAUCUUUGAUACUACCUGUGGCAACUGCAACAGCUGAAAGAGCUUUCUCAGCUAUGAAGAUUAUCAAGACUCAGUUGCGAAAUCGAAUGGGUGAUCAAUGGUUAAAUGAUUGUCUAGUUACUUAUAUAGAGAGAGAGAUUUUUAUUGAGAUUGAAAAUGAGAAAAUCAUUCGAUAUUUCCAAAAUAUGACAAGUCGUAGAGGACAAUUGUAAUUGUUGUUGGCAGCUGGGUUUUGGUUUGGUGAUGGCCUUUGUUGUUUUUGUGGUUUUGGAGCUUAGGCAGGGGUGCUCUUUUCCUACUAUAUAUUGCAGGUUUUUCUUUUUGUCUUUUGCUGCAGUGCUGUUGUGUUUUCCUGCUAUAUAUUCCAGCGGCCUACUAGUAUUUUAGGUGUUUAUUUGUGUUUUUUGUUCUUAGUAUUUUGGCACUUUGUUGUUAAUAUAUAUAUUCCUACUAUGUAAAAUAUAUAUAUAUAGUGCCUCCACUAGUUGAAAUUCCUGGCUCCGUCC